AUGGCUUCGUCAUUUCCCGAAAUUUUAACCGUGCCGAAAGCCAUUUCGUCCACCGUUUGCGCCAGAGUCUCCCCUAGAAUCCCAUCCGUUAGAAUCACCCGCCGACCCUCGCAGCGCAUUCACAGCGCAUCAAACGGCGAUAGGAACGUUUCAAUAGCGGCGUCCGAAGCAGCCGAGCGACGCGAGGCGAGAUUGAGGGAGCUUAUAGCGGAGCAGAUGGCGCAAGUGGAGGAGGAGGAGAAGCCGUACAGAUUCGUGGACGGACGGAAGUACUAUCUAGAUGAGCUGGACAUCCCGGGAUUCCUGGACGGCUCGCGGUAUUUACGGCCAUCGGAUCCAGAAACUUACAAUCCGGCAGUAUUCCUGUGGAAGAAGAUUGGCGACAUUCCCGAAGAGAGGCGCCACAGGCUGCUGGGCCUGCUAAAACCGCAUCACAUCACCCUCAUGUGGGACGCGGCUGGCAAUCGCUUUCAGCUGGAGCAGGAAGAUGGGGAGGAAGGUGCGGACCCGGUGACGUCAGCAGGGGGAAUGCUGCCGGACGUUGCCACGGGAGGGGAGGAGAGUUGGAUGGGAGAGGAGAUGAGGGGAGGAGAGAGGAGGGGGGGGAGAGUUAAGAAGCGGAUGGGAUGGGAGGGGGAGGGAAGAGGAGGGGAGGGGAGGGCAGAGGGAGGGAAGACGAGGGGAGCAGAGGGAAUUGGGAAGUGGGACGAGGGAAGUGGGACGAGGGAAGUGGGAGCAGAGGGGAGGAGGAGCAGAGGGGAGGAAGAGCAGAGGGGAGGAGGAGCAGAGGGGAGGAGGAGCAGAGGGGAGGAGGAGCAGAGGGGAGGAGGAGCAGAGGGGAGGAGGAGCAGAGGGGAGGAGGAGCAGAGGGGGGGAGGAGCAGAGGGGAGGAGGAGCAGAGGGGAGGAGGAGCAGAGGGGAGGAGGAGCAGAGGGGAGGAGGAGCAGAGGGGAGGAGGAGCAGAGGGGAGGAGGAGCAGAGGGGAGGAGGAGCAGAGGGGAGGAGGAGCAGAGGGGAGGAGGAGCAGAGGGGAGGAGGAGCAGAGGGGAGGAGGAGCAGAGGGGAGGAGGAGCAGAGGGGAGGAGGAGCAGAGGGGAGGAGGAGCAGAGGGGAGGAGGAGCAGAGAGGAGGAGGAGCAGAGGGGAGGAGGAGCAGAGGGGAGGAGGAGCAGAGGGGAGGAGGUCCAUUGUUGUGGCUUUCACGCUUUCAAAAGUCAUCUCAGGUGGCCCUCUCUUUACAGGCCUCUCCAAUGUAAUCACCCCCUUGUACUUCCGCAUCCGGGCGGCAACUAAUGUCCUCGCAACAGACGAGCCGUGUGAUCUCUCCUUCGACUAUGAAUCCGGGCAGCUGCACCUGAAAGAUUCGGGGCUGCCCGAAGGUUUCCCUGACCCUCGUGAGUUGAAUUCUUUGAGAUUUGCAGUGGGGCCGGGGGGGGCCCGGGGUGAUAGUGGAGCAGUCGUGGCAGGAGGGCAGGGGGGCGAGGGGGUAGAAGCCCCUCUUCCACAAUCCAUUCUUCUCACUCUCACUAUCUCUCCCUUCUACUCCUCUCUCUCCCCACCGACCCACCCCACCCCUCUUCUCACUUCUAUACGACCCCACCCACCCAUAUUUGACGACGAUUUCAGAGACUACGUGAGGGCAGCAGGGCCGGGGGUGAUAGUGGGGCAGUCGUGGCAGGAGGGGAGGGAGGUGGAUGCAGAGCCGAGGCAGUUCCUGGGGGAGUUUAUCCUCGUUAGAAGACACCCUCAUCAAGUGAAUGUUUUAUACUAG
Closterium sp. NIES-65 is the source of this 1770-nucleotide messenger RNA. Lineage: Eukaryota; Viridiplantae; Streptophyta; Zygnematophyceae; Desmidiales; Closteriaceae. The record is from the annotation of a GenBank genome assembly.